Molecule: messenger RNA, 507 nt
Organism: Didymodactylos carnosus
Lineage: Eukaryota; Metazoa; Rotifera; Eurotatoria; Philodinida; Philodinidae
Source: the annotation of a GenBank genome assembly
AUGCCAUAUCUCAACGUCCGCAUACAAGCGCAUAUCAGAAGUGCUUUUAAUGCAGAUCAGCUUCUACUGGACGAUAAAUCAUUUAGCUACGAUGACCCUUACCGUCUCUCGUCUGUUUUUACCGGAUUAGGAUCGGCAUUUGAUCACAAAGGUGAGUUUUCAAAAGCAUUAUUUUAUUACAGAAAAUCGUUGGAAAUAAAGAAAAACACUCUGACAGCAAAUUAUGCCCAUUUUGCUUCAACAUUUAAUAAUAUGGGUUUUGUUUAUUAUGAACAAGGCGAUUAUAGUCAGGCCAUAAUGUACUUCGGAAAAGCAUUAGAAAUCGACUUGCCGAAUGCAGAUGCAAGAAAUCUCAAAAAGUUGGCAAAUUCAUUACCUGAAAAUAACAUAGGUGCGAUACAUGCUUGUCGAGCUAAUUAUGACGAAGCACUUGAUUAUUACAAAAAAACUAUGGAUAUACAAAUUAAAACAUCGUCUAUCAAUCAUCCAUCACUUGCUAUUCUAUAA